Molecule: messenger RNA, 294 nt
Organism: Aureococcus anophagefferens
Lineage: Eukaryota; Pelagophyceae; Pelagomonadales; Pelagomonadaceae
Exons: 2
Coding region: 1-294 (97 amino acids)
Biological process (GO): microtubule-based movement
Cellular component (GO): cytoplasm; cytoplasmic dynein complex
Molecular function (GO): dynein intermediate chain binding
Source: RefSeq, a predicted model, not a curated record
AUGUCGUCCGAAGUCGAGGAGACCCUGCGACGCAUCCAGUCGCACCGCGGCGUCAAAGGCGUGCUGAUCGUGAGCGCGCAGGGCGUGCCGAUCCGGUCGAACCUCGAGAACGAGGAGACGAACACCUACGCGGCGCUGCUGUCGCAGCUCGCGAUGAAGGCGAGCUCCGUCGUCCGCACGCUCGACGAGACGGACGAGCUGACUUUUUUCCGCAUUCGGUCGAAGAAGCACGAGAUCAUGAUCGCGCCCGACGCCGAGUACUUGUUGAUCGUCAUCCAGGAGACCGCGAGUUGA